AUGUUCAGGAUACCACCUCUGGAACGAUGCCAUCUCCUCGAAAAGCAGUACCUUACGACAUUCCACUGCAAGGAUUAUAUCGAAGCUUUGCAGUUUUUGGAUGAUCUUCACUCUGAGAAUGAAGAGCCAGAUGUUACUGAUGAUGUUUCCGAAUUUUUGGACAACUUUGGUCUUAGCUACGAUUGCCAGGGUUUUCCUGGAGUGUAUGAGUACGCAUUAUCGGCUGUUAGAGGAACUUUGGCCGCUGUUGACUGUUUGAUUAAUUCCCAAUGUCGGGUUGCUAUCAACUGGGCAGGGGGGUGGCACCAUGCAAAGCGGGCCGAGGCAUCCGGAUUUUGCUAUCUUAAUGACAUUGUUCUGGGCGCACAGCGUCUCCUAUCUUCCCCCAGUUUUUCUAUGGGCCCCUUGUUAUAUAUUGACCUUGAUCUUCAUCAUGGUGACGGCGUCGAGGAGGCAUUCGCAUGCACAUCACGCGUUAUUACCUUCUCAGUCCAUCAUGCCUCUGCGGGUUUUUUCCCAGGCACUGGUGUAACGAAUGAGUCAAAUGGUGCUUAUUUCACAGGUGUCCGUGGUGGUCGGUUCUCGUGUUUCAAUCUUCCCUUGGGUGAGUCAAUAGCUGAAGGCGCAGACGACCAAACCUGGUGGUCUGCCGUAGAACCUGUUCUCAGAGCCCUUCAUCGGUCAGUAAAACCAAUCGCCAUUUUUAUUCAGUGCGGAGCUGACGCCCUUUCCUCUGACCCACAUCGAAUUUUUAACUUAUCGGCUUCGACCGUCACUCACAAAUCGGCUUACAUCUCUGCGCUCGAGUUAGUGCUCAACUGGCAUCUCCCUACCCUUAUUUUUGGUGGUGGCGGCUACCACUUUGGUGACACUGCGCGUCUGUGGACGAUGCUGACUGCCGUAGCGCUCUCUUGCUCCAGCGAAGAGAAAAUUGAACUGGACCAAGACAUCCCAGACCACGCGAAUCUGGUCUCGUUUGGCCCCGAUUUUACUCUGGACGUGCGGCCUUCGAUGCGACUAAACAAAAAUACUGAGGAUGUCGUUUCCCAACAUGUUGAGCGACUUCUCCGUCAGAUUGACGAUUACUGUUCGUUCAAUCGCCUGGGUCCAUAG
Molecule: messenger RNA, 1113 nt
Organism: Mesocestoides corti
Lineage: Eukaryota; Metazoa; Platyhelminthes; Cestoda; Cyclophyllidea; Mesocestoididae
Source: the annotation of a GenBank genome assembly